Styela clava is the source of this 1056-nucleotide messenger RNA. RefSeq lists its product as uncharacterized. Lineage: Eukaryota; Metazoa; Chordata; Ascidiacea; Stolidobranchia; Styelidae. The record is from RefSeq and is a predicted model, not a curated record.
UAUAGGUCAUUCCUUUUAAUAAUUUACCACAAUGAUUUCGAGUGCUUUCCGUUGUAGUUUUUUAUAUUUUGUUGCGGGGAUGAUACUGGCAUCGUCAUCAACGGAUGCAGAAGGAAUAUCAUGCUACGAAGGUUUGGGCGUUAUUGGACAAGGUGUUCAAGCUAGAAAUAGCACUGCAAACAAAUGUUCUGAAGAUGUUGAACAUACUUGUUUGUCGGCGGCAGUUUAUGUCCAAGUUUUCGGACUUUUAUUCGAUGUCGAAGUUGGAGCAUGCCUCGAGGUUGACAACAUUCCUCUUCUUUCUUGUGAAUAUCUCCUACAGAGAUUCAACGAGUCUGGAUAUGUUCCUAGGGGUUUGGAUGUGUCAGCGCUUGAUAUCAGUAACUGUACCCUUGAUGUCUGCAACACUACGUUGUGCAAUGGAAUCCAUGCUCCAUCUCCAACCCAAGCCCCUUCCUCGACCCCAAGUAGAGGACUGUGGGUUAUGGCGUCUUUUCCUACACUUUUACUCGGAAUCGUUUUAUACUUAUUGUUGAAUCUAACGCAAUAAUCAACGUUUAACGAAUGCUCGAACCAAAUUGUUACUCCAUAGCUUGCUAAUCUCCAGUACAAAACAAUUAACGCCAAAGAAGAAAAUAAGUACGACAAGAUUCUCGGUGACAUACCACCUUUCGUAACAAAUUAUCUGAUUUUUCGACUUUAUACUCACCAUGGUUUUAUAUUGACAGUGUAAAAUCUUUCUUUCCAUAUGCUGAUUUUCCCUAUUUUAAAUUUCACUUAUCGGUGACAACCUUUUCUGCUCAAUUUUAUUUUUAAACAAGUAAUUUUAUAUUUUUUCACCAUCGAUUCAGAGUUUUAGACCAAUAUAUUAGAUACAAUCAUUUCUCAGGCAAAGCUGAUUCCAAUAUUUUUUCAUGUGUUUUUUUACAAUCUUUAGAACUAGAUCGCUUUGUUUCUAAUCCACGAGAACUGGCAAAUAACGAUCCGAAGUUUGUGCAAUAAACUCAGAACAAGCCAUCUUUUUCAUGAAAUAAAUUGUUUUUAAAAUCGGCAAAA